Messenger RNA from Marchantia polymorpha subsp. ruderalis, 2595 nucleotides. The record is from the annotation of a GenBank genome assembly. Lineage: Eukaryota; Viridiplantae; Streptophyta; Marchantiopsida; Marchantiales; Marchantiaceae.
GCUAUACGGGCACCCGAAAUAACCUCCGGUCUUGAAAUACGUCCGUGAAGAAAACGGGGCGAGUUUAGGGUUUUAAGUUGACGUUGUCGGACGACCCGUUAAACCCCGAGCUGGACGAUGUCCUGAACUCGACCUGAUGCUGCCGUGCAACGAUUUUGUCGCGGCCUCUGGCUUCGGAUUCCAGCUCUGAUUUUGCACCGAUUCGCGGGAUUGAAGUCUUCGCUGGCGCUUCUCGUCAGACAGAAUUUGGGCAGUGAUAAUUGAACUGAAGCGGUAUUGAGAGCUGGUGACCAUUUACAUGUUUGGCAGAUUGACCUUUAAGCUCUGCCUGCCGGACUUCAAGCACAAUGGCGGCAUUGAAGUCUGUCAAAUCAGUCAGUCCAGCUAAAAGGAAGCGUCAAGUUCCUGGAGAGGCUGCAUCUGAGAGCAAUGGGAAAUCGAAAUUUGGUGGGUUCAAGAAGGCAAAAAUGGGUGAGGGGUUUAAGUCCAAAUCUGAAGGAUUUAAGCCGAAAUCUCCUUCAUCGAAAUUCGUGAAAGGAAAGAAUUUCAGCGGAAAGGAAGCACCAGCGGGUGAGGGGAAAUUCAUCAAGAGUAAGAGUGGAAAACCUCCUUCAAAAUUUGAUAAGGCUGGAAAACCUGCUCCAAAAUUUGUGAAGAAGGAACAUUUUUCUUCUAAAUCUGAUGGUGACGAUACCGAGGGUGCAUCUUUGGGGAAUACUCAACCUGAAACACAUCUUGAUCGCAAGGCGAGAAAGGAGCUUGCCGAGCUGAGGAAGAGUCAACGUAGGCCCAAUUACGACCUGGAGAAGGAAGUCAAACGUAUGUGGGAAAAGUUGCGGCAGAGGGAUUUGGAGAAAGAAGAACGAACGAAGUUGGUGACACAAACCCUGACAAAGAUGAAAGGAAAGCUCAUGGAGAUGUCUACUUCUCAUGUAACUUCGCGAGUUGUGCAGUCGUGUGUGAAGCACUGCACGAAAGCUGAACGAGAUGUAGUUUUCGAGGAGCUGCGACCACACAUUUUGACCCUGACAAAGGAGCCUUAUGCUUAUCACAUCGUUCUGAGAAUGCUGGAUCACGCAUCUAAACCACAGCUACUUCAUAUCUUAUCAACACUUCAUGGCAAUGUCGUCUCACUCUUGCGACAUCCCGUCGGUUCCGCAGUUGUCGAGCAUGCGUAUCAAAUGGCCACUGGUCACCAAAGGCGAGAGCUGGUCUCGGAAUUUUACUCACCUGAGUUUCGACUUUUCAAAGGUGUUUCUGUGACCGAAUUGGACGGCGGAUUGAAAGAGUUAAUGGCGAAAGAGCCUGCGUCUAAGCAGAACACUAUGGUAGAGCACAUGAUGCUGAGUCUCCAACCUAUUCUGGAGAAAGGAAUCGUCGAUCACUCCAUAACACACCGUGCUCUGGCCGAGUACCUCACUGUCUGCAAAAGGAGCAUGGUGGAAGAUGUUGUGAAAAGUCUGACGGGCCCUCUUCUGCUACGAAUGAUCCACACCCGGGAUGGAGCAAGAAUAGCCGUUACUUGCAUCAACAUGAGCACUGCGAAGGAACGUAAGCUGAUCAUCAAAAGCAUGAAGGGACAUGUGAAGAAAGUAGCGUGCGACGAACACAGUAGCGCCGUUUUGAUGGCCAUAUUCGACUUGGUUGAUGAUACAACGCUCGUUUCGAAGGUUAUCAUCAGCGAGCUCUUGACGGACUUGAAGGAGACUAUAUCUCACAAGUAUGGCCGGCGCUCUGUUCUGCACCUCCUUGCACCUGGAGAAAGCCGAUACUUUCCGGUCGACCUCGUGAAACUUUUACAGCACCCAGCAGGAGUGUGCACUUUAACUCAAUUGGAGGAAGUUGCAACACCGAGCGAGGAGGUUGAACCUGCAUCGUCAAUCAAGAAGAAUAAAGACAAGAAGGCAAAGAAAGUGGACAAAGAUGUAGAAAAGGAAGCCGAACAAGAGGGGGAUAAUGAAGAUAUGGACAUCGAGGAUGGGCCGAAGGAAGUCAGGGGCGUGAGCAAAAAGGAUCCAGCUGUCCGUAGACAACAACUACUAACAGCUGGUGAUCUCGGCAAGAAAUUGGUAGAGACCUGCGCCGAGAUAGCGAAAGAACUUCUGCUAUCCCCCACAGGUUCAGAGGUCAUGUACGAGGUAGCCAUGGGUGGGAUUGAUGGAGUUCUUUGGAAAAUAGCCGCAGAACAGUUAGUAGCUCUUCACAAAGCUAUUGCUGAGCUAGUAGCCAGUGCUGAGGUGCAAAGCAGCGUAGAUGACAAGAACGUCAUGACGGAAUAUUUUUCGAGUCGCACUAUCCGCAGACUGAUAAUAAACUCUAUGGGUUCUCCUUUCGACAAGAAGACACCUUCAUUUGCCGGAACUUUUUACGCCGAUGCAUUGAAGGGAAAGUGCAAACUUUGGGCGAAAGAUCACAGUGCCAAGGUGAUCUCAGCAUAUACGAUUUGUAAAGAUUCGAAAGCUAAGAAGGCCGCAAAUGCAGAGAUCAAGAAACUUGUUGAUGCCGGGGUACUAAAGCAACAGGAAGAAAAAACCUAACUGCUUCAAACUAUUCCAAUUUUGUCCUAAAUUUAAUAAAUUAUUUUUCACAGCAUUG